AUGAAGGCGUAUUGGUUCGACAACCAGCCUGGUGACCAGCGUGAUGAUCACGACUCUGGGAAACUCAUCGAUAGCGACUAUCUGCGCGAUCUCGGUAUACUGUAUUAUCGCUGUCCGACGAUAGACGAGGUCGACGCAAUUGCCAAAGAGCGCAGCUACAAGAACAGAGAUGAAAUUACAGUCUCGCCGGAGAAGAUGGGUGAUGUCUACGAAGACAAGGUGAAAAUGUUCUUUAACGAGCAUCUCCAUGAAGAUGAGGAGAUUCGAUAUAUCCUCGAUGGCAAUGGGUUCUUUGACGUGAGAAACGAAGGGGACGAUUGGGUACGCAUCAGGUUGGAAAAGGAUGACUUGAUUGUUCUGCCUGCUGGGAUAUAUCAUCGUUUUACAACCGACACGAAAAAUUAUAUAAAAGCCAUGAGGCUGUUCAAGGAAGACCCGCAAUGGACACCUCUGAACCGAGGGCCAGAAGUGGAUGAAAACCCCUAUCGCCAAAGCUACUUGUCAACAAGAAAGGCUUCCGCAGCAUCUGCACAGUAG
This is a messenger RNA of Endocarpon pusillum Z07020, 537 nucleotides long. RefSeq lists its product as uncharacterized. The transcript has 3 exons. Bases 1 to 537 code for a protein of 178 amino acids. The record is from RefSeq and is a predicted model, not a curated record. Lineage: Eukaryota; Fungi; Ascomycota; Eurotiomycetes; Verrucariales; Verrucariaceae. Gene Ontology annotation, molecular function: acireductone dioxygenase [iron(II)-requiring] activity.